CCUUCUCUCCGUUCUCCCUCCUCUCCUCUCUCCUCUCUCCUCUCCUCCACUCCUUUCCCUGUCAUACAGAACUUGAACAAGACCCGCAAAGGCAAGACUGGUUUCUAUUCUUGACCAGAAAACAAGACAAAAUCCUGCGUUUCAUCAGCACACACACACCACUUCUACACCAACACGAACCCAAGAUGAGCGAGGCAACACGGAGCCUCCUCCGCUCAGAGCCACUCAUCGUCUUCCAGGCGCUCGAGGGCAAGCAGUUCCCGCCGGGGUCAGAGUCCUCGCCACUCCGCGCGGCGGUGCUGCUCGAUGGCGUCGAGCAGGACAGCACGAGCGUCGCAUUGAGCGCGGCAUCGACCGAGGUCCACUGGCUGCCCACCCAGGCAUUCACCAUCACUGCCGCUGGAUUUACAAACCUCGUCAUCUCAGUCCGCGACGAAAAGCACGGACUCGACAUUGGCAGCGCCGAUUUCGCGCGUGAAUCGCUCAUCGGCGAAUCCGAAACCAUGAGCGAGAGUGCCUAUGAAUCGCCGGCAUCCGCGUCGGGCGCAGCCACUCCAGCAGCGCUGUCGCACGUCAGCUCGAGUACCUCGGUCGCUGGCGGUGCGAUCGCUGCAAUGACGGCACUCAACAGCUCGCUUUCACCGUCCAACUCGUCCUCCGCACGGAGCAGCAGACGGCUCAGCGAGAAUCUCGACGUGCUCGCACGGCAGUCGUCCAUCCCGCGCACCCAACAGGCCGUUCACGACGAGUGGCUCUUCCUCGAGAUGCCCGAUCAGCAACCGCCAGCCAAGGUCCGGGUUGAAAUCACCGUCCAUCCCUCAGCGCCGCGCGGAAUCACCGUGCGCGUCGUGGAUGCGCAGACGACGAUUGCCAAGGCGAAAGGCCUCUAUCUGUCCCUGCGCCUCAUGCCCCAGCAUGCGCCUAUGGGUGGCGGCCACCAGCGGUCUCGCUCGAUCGACGGCAAGGACGGCGUUGUCAAGACCAAAGUCUCCAAGGACACCAGCCCUUCCUUCAACGAGACGUUCACCUUCCCACUCCACCUCACCCCAGAGGCGCACUGGCUUGAAAUCAACCUGUACGAGGCCGCAACCUUCUCGGGAGAUACCCAGCACGCCGCUGGCAUGCUGCCGCUCGCGGGUCUUGCGCCGAACGUGACCUCCGAGCUCUCGUGCAUUCUCCAGCGCAAGACGGACAAAAAGAAGGACAAGGCCGACAAGAACAAGCGCGCGAGCGCCUUUGGUCUUGGCACCAUGCACGUCAACUACUACACCACCUUUAACAAGAUUUUGCCACUGGAGUGCUACCAAGAUUUGCUCAAACUUUUCGUUCCUGGUCACGUCGGCGAAAACAAGGCUGCUCCCCUCAACAUUCUGCCCGCUUCGUCCAAAAUGGACGCUGCGAGCAAGCGACGACGGACAAGCCUGAUUGGCAGUGGCUCGCAACAACAGCAGCCAGGGGCUGGGGUCUUUACCUUGACGACUCCAGCAGUGCUUGCGUUUGCAGCGCGCUGCGCCGAGUCCAAGUCCUUCUCCGACUCCGUCAUGGCCGUCUUUGAGACGCAGGAUCUUGCCCUCUCCUUCCUGAAAGCUGCCGUGAACAUUGAGGUCACGGCCUACUUGGUCAGCUCCAGCUCCAACAAAAACUUGGACGGGUUUGGCGCAAACAAUAGCGCGUCCGCAGUGACAUUGUCCUCUGGCGCUGCCAGCACGCUCAGUCUCAGCAGCUCCACCUCCACCAUGAUGAGUGCACUCGCCGGCAGCACAAGCGCAACCGCUCCCAUGGGCUACAUUGGUGGCGUAACAGGUGGCGCAACCGUUGCUUCGACCACACUCCUGGGCGACUUGUCCAUCACUGCCCAGUUUAUCGAAUCGUACAUGCGCGUCGUUGGCAAGGACUACAUUUCUGGCAUCUUGCGGUCGCUCCUUCGACAGCUGCACACGUUUGGCAAGAUUGCCCCAACAAAAGGCGACGACAUGGUGGCCACCAUCCGCAAGCACUGGAAGCCGCUCGAGGCCAUUUGCAAAUCAGUGGUCGAUGCUGUCGUCCACUCACUCGACGAGUGUCCUGCUGGCCUCCGACUCGUCCUGUGCCAUCUGCAACGCUUGGCCCUUGACCGGCUCGGCAGCGAAAUGUCGGCUUCGCGCGCACAGCAGCUUGCGGACAAGGUGGUCAACGAGCUCUUCUUUACGCGCUUCCUGUGCAAUGCGCUGGAGCGGCCGCGUGCGUAUGGCGUCCACCCAAGCAGCGAGCGAAACGUGUACACUCUCGUGCUGGUUGCCCGCAUUUUGCACGUGACGGCCGAGACGCACCAUCUGCGGGAUGCUCGCGAAGGGUAUGGUUUUGCCAGCUCAUUCAUGGGCCCAACGCGAGCCCGCCUUCGCAAGUUUACCACCUCGCUCGCGACUGCUUCUGGGGACUUUUCUCUCGAGAAUGGCGAAAUGAGCAGCAUGGCGGCCAUCAACAACGCUGCCGCCAUUGAUCUCGAGCGAGAGUUGGCCAACAUUUACCGCCUCUUCCAGUUCUCCCUCGACGCAGCGUCCGAGCCCGAGCUCUCCGGUCUGGCUGGCUGCAUUGCCGUGAUGACCAGCGAGAGUGGCGCGCCCGACUCUGCUCCUUCCACCACCGCAACGGCUGCCACUGCAUUGGCGCUCGGCCUGCCGGUGCUGAGCCUGCGUGCCAUCGCGCGGCUUGAACACGUCCUGUCCGUUCUGGCGUGCAUCGACGACAACAUUCGGUGCGCCAAGCACGACCCAACGGCCUUCUACCUGAGCGACAAGGCCCAGAACAUGAUGGGCUUGCAAGUGAAUGCGAGCGAUGCAGCCAUGUCCUCGUUUGAGCCUGCUGACACAGGAGCCGAACUCUCGGUCUCGCCGGCGCACAGCAGGCAAGCGUCGGAAUCGACCAAUGGCGGUGCGGCCACUUUGGCGGCCUCGUCGGCCCCAUCGGCCCCUCGAUCAAGCAGCCCAACCGAACCCACUGCCUCUUCCAAUGCAAAUCAACUGAAGGUCGGGACUGUCAGUCGCGCAUCGAGCAGCCACUCGGAGCUGGGCAGUACUAGUUUUGGCAGCUCGCAAAACUUGGCCACCAGCGAAGAAACUCGCAUUGGUCCCGGUAGCGAGUUUAACAAUCGUCUCGAAACCCUCAUUGACGAGAUUGUCGAAGGCGUCCGCCAGCUCAAGGCCAACGCAGACCAGUCCAAACGCGAUACGUUCACGACGCUGGCGUCGUCGCUCGCCGACUCGGUUGGCAAAGUUGUGGGUCUGAUCAACGCACUGAAUCUCGAGCAAACUGCUCCAGACACGGUCGCGACCAUUUUUGAAUCACGCGAGUUCCUGUGUGACAACAUGAUUGUGUUGCGCCAGGCGGCUAGCCGUGCGGCGACCGCCACCCAGCAUCGCGAAGUAGCCGUGCAGUACAUGAUUGACUCGGCCUUUGUCGUGGUCCGCACCUUGCGCACGCUGACCCAGGGCAUCGACUCUCUGGACGCCGAGCUCGUCACCUGGCGGCUGGAAGACGCGUCGUUGGGUCGCUUUUCCACGGCCUUCAGCCGCACGCUCUCGCGCAAAGUGCGGUCCAAAAACCAGCUAAACACGCUUGAGGCGUCGCGCACCCGCUCUAUUCCUGCCCCGACUUUUGCGGCUGUGAUUGCGGCUGCGGCUGCUGGCGCGGCGGGCGAAGGACCCGCUGCCACGGCUGCUGCAACAUUGGCCGCAGCACUCGCUGCCGUCUCUGCGGCCAAUCGACCCGCAUCUGGUGCCGCUGCUGCAGUUGCUACUGCUGCUGUGGCGGCGGCGGCGGCUUCUUCGAGCACGCUCGCUCAGCCCUCGGCGCCAGUGCAUCCGCGUCGCUACAGCAAGAUGGUCGCACCGCCAACGGGCCGCGUCACGCUCAUUUUCACCGAUAUUGAAAACUCGUCUGCACUCUGGGAGCGCGACCCCGUCCUCACCCGCGCGGCCGUCAAGAUGCACAACCAUGUCAUGCGCAGUGCCAUGCAGGUCUGCAACGGCUACGAGGUCAAGACGGAGGGCGACGCGUUCAUGAUUGCCUUCCAACGCGCGGUCGAUGCUGUCAAGUUCUGCCUCAUUGCCCAGCUCGACUUGCUCAGUGUCAACUGGCCCGAAGAGAUCCUUGCCCUUGACGGGUACUCGCAAGUGUUUGAUGGCGACAACAACACCGUCUUUCGAGGCUUGCGGGUGCGCAUGGGCAUUCACACGGGCGAGCCCGAUUGCGAGCCCGAUCCCAUCACCUACCGCAUGGACUACUUUGGCCCUGUCGUCAAUCGCGCUGCGCGAGUCUCGUCUGUGGCCGAGGGCGGCCAGAUUGUCAUGUCCCGGUCGGCCAUGGAGGAUUGCCGUGCUCUGGCCGAUGAGCUCAAGCUCUUCGACCCUGUUUACGUCGAGCUCGGCAGCUUCAAGCUCAAGGGCUUGGGCAGCGAGGAGACCUUGUUCCAGGUGUUGCCGCUGCUGCUGCGGGCACGGACGUUUGAGCUCGCCCAAAAGCGGCGCAAGCCCACCAACGACGAGAAUGUCAAACUCGUGUUCAACCUCAUGCUUGACAAGCAGAACGCUGAAGUGCCUCCCCCGCAAGGGCACGUGGCGAUUGUGUUUGCAGACGUACAGCACUCGCUGCAGCUCUGGCACGCGAUUCCGGACGCAAUGCGCGCGGCAGUCAAGCUUUACAAGGACUGCAUGCGCCGCGCGAUUCGUGUGCACAAGGGCUACGAGGUCAAGACGGAGGGUGAUGCGUUCAUGGUUGCCUUCCAACGCUCCGAAGAUGCCGUCAAGUGGUGUCUUGAGACGCAGACGCUGCUUUUGACGCUCGAUUGGCCCAAAGAGCUGCUCGACUCGCAGUACUGCUGGGAGCGCCGGUCUCCCGAUGGCCAGCUGCUGCAGCGCGGCCUGUCCAUCCGCAUGGGUGUGCACAGCGGCUCGCCCGAGAGCGAAACCGACCCCGUGGUCGAGCGCAUGGACUACUUUGGUCCGAUGGUCAACCGCGCUGCACGCGUGAGCGAGUUGACUGACGGCGGACAGGUCGUGGUCAGCGGCUCAGUGUCUGACGACAUUCGGCCAGCACUGGAUGCUGGAGCCUUUGCUGCAUUCGUGCCCGUGCUGACGGAUCUUGGCUCCUUCCGCUUCAAGGAACUCGACACGACCGAGCGCUUGGUGCAGAUUCUGCCCAGCGCCCUGUCUGGACGCAUCUUUAAGAAGCUUCCAACAGAGUCAGACAAGUUCCGGCCCUCUGUCACUGCGCGCAAGCAUCUCAGCGAUCUGCUUGGUGAGCUGGGCGACUCUGGCGCAGAAGCGGUCUACCCGGCCCCGAGCCGAUCGCCCAUGAGCACGGCCAAGCUCGAGCGCAUGAACUCAAUCAACCUCGAGCGCCGCUUGGGCUCGGACGAAGUGCCGGCGAUCGGCUCGACACGCUCCAUGACCCUCAUGAACGUCAAGCGACCGAGUACCUCCAGCCUCCUCAAGUCCAGCCAGACCCUCGCCUACCCCAAACGCCCCGGUGCUGGAAGCGCGACCUCGUUGCCCAUCACGGCCUCCAGCUCUUCCUCACUGGCAUCGCUCCCCGACUCCCCCGGCGUCUUUGGCGAAGAUACGUGCGGCGGAUGCGGCGUGGCUGUCGACGAAGAAGGCGGUGAAACGUGGUUGCUUGCCUGCGGGCGCAAAUGGCACUACGACCACUUUGGCUGCCGCAAGUGCAAGAUGCCUUUCGAGCUCACCCCAUACAUUGAGCACAAGGGCCAUCCGUACUGCGAGAAGGACUAUUACGAGAUGUUUGGCAAGCGCUGCUUCAAAUGCAGGCUUCCCAUUGUCGGCGAAAUGGUGUUUGCGAUCGACAACCAAUGGCAUCAAGAGUGCUUCAACUGCGAGGUUUGCAAGAAGAAUCUCAAGGACCAAGAUUUCCUCAGCCGCAAUGGAUUCCCGUACUGCGAAGCAGACUAUGCAGCCAAGUUUUUCGCCUCCUGCCAUGCCUGCAAAAAGCAAAUCCUGGACGAGGUCGUUUCCGCGCUCGGCAGUCGGUGGCAUGUCGCGUGUUUUGUGUGCCAGGACUGCAAGACGCCAUUGGCCGACCAAACCUUCUACGCGCACGAAAAAAGUCCCCGCUGUCAGUCGUGCACGCUCAAAUGGGUCAAGCAGCGUGGAAAGCCGUAAUUUUCCUGUUAAUUUCUUUCCUUCUUGUACUCGUCGAUAUCAUUUCAUCCAAUGAAUGACUCUUGUAUUAGUUGCAAAUAUCAAAUCAUACAGUACA
Molecule: messenger RNA, 6252 nt
Organism: Capsaspora owczarzaki ATCC 30864
Lineage: Eukaryota; Filasterea; Ministeriida; Capsasporidae
Exons: 2
Coding region: 186-6155 (1989 amino acids)
Biological process (GO): regulation of GTPase activity; cyclic nucleotide biosynthetic process; intracellular signal transduction
Source: RefSeq, a predicted model, not a curated record